AUGUCUGGAUUCGAGGCUUUGUCGAUGGUCUGCAGCAUUAUGCAGGUCAUCUCGUUUACCAAAGAAGUUUUGACCCUCUGCAAAGAUGUUUAUGAUGGCCGCCCGACAACUGACCGCCAGAUGGAGGAAAACACAGCAUCUAUCCAGGUUCUAUUGGAUGAUAUGAAACGCCGUUCUAGCCAUAUGCAACAGCAGACCAAAGACGAAAAAGAACUUUACGCAAUUGCUCAGAAAUGUAGCAAAGCCGCGCAAGAGCUGCAAAAAGAGAUACAACAAGUCACCAAGCAUCAUAAGCCUGGAGACACUUUGCGAGCAAUAAUCGCCGGAUAUAAAUCUAAAAGUCAUAAAAGAAAGAUUUCGAGUCUUUAUGAACAAUUUUGCCAAUACCAAAAAACGUUGGAGACGCAUAUAUUAGUUCGUUUAUGUACAAAAUCCGAUGCUAUUGAACUUCAACGGCACGAGGAUUUUACAACGCUUUCGGAUACUAUGAAAUAUUUCAUCUCCCAGCUUGCGACAGGUCACACAGAAAUGGCGAAUCUCAUGGCACGUGAUGGCGACCAGACAAGACAACAUAUACAACAAUCCGAAGCACGCGUGAAACACCUAAAAUAUGAGUCUAUGAAUUCCCGGCAGACUGAGCUUAAACCUGCUCACGAAGCAACCUAUGUUUCGAUAUUCGAGUCACUUGAUAGAGAUGAAAAGUUGGAUGACGCGUCACGAAUAUUCUGGAUUCAGGGAAAGCCCGGGGCGGGCAAAAGCACGCUUAUGAAGUUUCUUCUUCAGCAUAAAAACACACAGAGAGGAGUUGAUAAAUGGAGUCCCAAUACUUUAAUUGUUUCACACUUCUUCUGGAAGCCAGGAAAUAUCCUACAAAAGAAUCUAAGGGGCCUUCUAUGUUCUUUGAUCUACCAGCUGCUGUCCGCCAACUAUGACUUUCUUGACCACGUCCUGUCAGAAUUUCUGCUCGUUACAAACAAAGACCAUAUAGGAGACUGGGAAAUCUCAGAGUUGCAAUCCAUAUUCCUUUCCAUUUUGCUACAGUGCAAACGAUCGAUUUUUUUUCUUAUCGAUGGCCUUGAUGAAGCGACUGAGACUGAGGAAAUACUUCAAUUUCUUGACUCUUUUAUUGGUCUACAAAAUAUCAAGAUUUGCAUGUCCAGCCGGAGUGAAGAUAUCUUUUUGGAAAAGUUCUCCAAGUAUGACGGAUUCAAACUUCACGAAUUGACCAAGGAUGAUAUGCUACAGUUCGCAUCGAAAUUAAGACGCCUGCUUGUCCAGAAAGCCGAGGGAGUAUAUCUUUGGCUCAUUUUAGCCCUUGAGAGUGUUAAAAGAGGACUUCGGAACAACGAUGAGCAACAUGAAUUACACUUACGCUUAUCAAAGCUACCAUCUAGACUUGAGGAGCUCUAUGCAGAUAUCCUCCUCAUCAAGAAUCAGUCUCUAUGUGAACAGUACAAAAAGGCUCAUGAUUCACACAACAUGCAAUAUUAUAGUUGGGACCUGACUCCAUUCCAACUCAUGCUCACCACAAAUGAGAAAAUUAAAGAAAAUAUGCUGAAUAAAGCAUAUCAUUUAUCAAUUUCGGAAAUAUGCAAUAAGUGCGCGGAUACAGUGAAGUACAUUUCUAUCAGAACUGCUGGCCUUCUUAGCAUCACUCAACCCGUCUGGGAAGUCGACGACGACUUUUGGAUGGAUAUCAACCCGGUUUCUGUGGCAAUAAAAGAAGAAUUUUCACAGCUGAGUGAAUACAUUACAACAAGUGUGAACUUUAUUCACCGAACUGUAUUGGACUUUUUCAAGGAAUCCGAAGUUGGAAAAACCAUCUUGGCUCAAAGUAAGGCGCAGAGCACCGGUCUAGAGCUCGGAACCACAAUGCUCUGCCAACUUCGGACUAUACAACAAUUUGGAAAGUUGCAUGCUGAUCAGAUACUCAUAAAAUGUAAUACGCCACUACAUUACUUUUGCUCGACAUUGGCUCAACUACUAGCAGAAAAUUCUGCUUUGAAGAACAUGGCGAUUAUGCAUCUUCUGAAUGCCUCCAAUGAUUUAUUUGAAUCUGGUCUUUUACAAUGGGACUGUCGGCCAAAGUGGUAUCCUCGUCCAAGUUUUGAUUUGCUGCUCAUCAACAACCCAGUCGUCAAAGAGUUCAUGCACUCGCGUGUAAAGGGAAAAGGGGUACCUCACGCUACGUGCCUUCUUCGAGAGUCCCUACUUACUCGAGAAGACAACUGCCGGUCUGGUCUAUAUUAUGAUGAUGCGCAGGAAUCGAUUCUGUCUUUUUAUGGCGAUGUGGAUUCUGCUGGCAUAUGCUUGUACAAUUUACCUAAGCCUAUGAACGAUAUUGGAACGACACUAUGUGCAAAUAUAACCCUCAAAUUUGCAACAUAUGAAUCUAUCAUGAGCUUGGCUAUAAAAAGGAAUGUUGAUAUCCUUGCUGAUAUCACCAUUGAUACUGACUAUGAUGAGAUUACUCAUGCCUUUACGAUUACUCCUACGCAAAUUGAGCACUACUUUGAACAAUGCGAGAGAGUUGAGGUGUCUGAGUUGUCUACUCUUGCGGAUGAGAAGUUGGGAAUAUGUCGUCUUGAAGACAUGGGGUAUCAAACUUCCCAGCUGAACCCCAAGUAUUAG
Trichoderma breve is the source of this 2631-nucleotide messenger RNA. RefSeq names its product NACHT domain-containing protein. The transcript has 7 exons. NCBI's taxonomy places the organism in Eukaryota, Fungi, Ascomycota, Sordariomycetes, Hypocreales, Hypocreaceae. The record is from RefSeq and is a predicted model, not a curated record. Bases 1 to 2631 code for a protein of 876 amino acids.